UUCCCUCCACUCUUUCUCUUCAAUGCUGCGCAGCCCCAACCCCUCUUCUUCAUUGUUUCGCUGCGGAGCCAUCACACACACACGGCUUCCCAUUUCCAUGAAAGAAAGAAAUUGAGGUAGAGAGGGAGAGGGAGACUGAGCUGCGGCAGGGAGGAGGAGAGGAAGAAGAGUGUCGCGCCUCACCGCCGCCACCGCGCCUUGCUGCCGUGGCCUAACAGUGUCGAGCCGCCUUGGAGUCUGCCGUCAUCCUCGCAGGCAUGAAGGAAGCCCUUUGCUGCCACUGCUGCUCGUGAAGCCGCCGCCGUUGCUGGUCAGAACUCAAGCGAGAGAGAAGGUCGCAAAGGAGUAGGGAACUGAGCCGUUCAGCCACCGUCUGUGAAGCCUGGGUCGCCGUUCUGCCUCGCCAUCGCCACUGAAGCCGCACCCAGCCCCAGCCGCGCUGCUGUCCCUGCACUGUCGCAGAGCAGAUUUGAGGCGAGGGAGAGGGCCGCGAUGGGGGGAAAGAGUCGCGCCACCCAGUCGCCAGUCUGCUCGCCGCCGUUGCCGAAAAAUCCUGCCGUUUUAGUUAUCGUCGUUGGAGAGCGGGUCGUCGCCGCCACUCGAGGUGGUUACCGGGGCUGCCGCCAAAUCGGUUCAGAAACUGCUGCUGUUUCGGUUCAGCCGUUCCUUUCUUGUUUCGUCGUAGGGUUGUGUAUCGAUGCUUGCGUGACGUGCUCGGAGUUCGCGGCUGCUUCGUUUCGCCAAUUCAAUAAGUAUUUAUGUUUCAAAAAGCUUUGCAGUGGUUAUAGUUGCUGCGAAGGUGGCUUAGAGCUGAGGUUGCGGUUGUCAGUGAUUUCGGGCUGAGAGAGAGGAUUCUUGUGAUGCGUUUGGUUUAUGUGUUCGACGAGUCGAGGUAGGGACUUUUUCUACAAACUAAUUUAUUUUUAAAUUAGAAUUGUUAUAAAUAGAUAUGAUGUGCGAAAUCUAUUUCUGGUGAUUAUGUGAAUCUUAUGAAUUGUCUGAUUUUAUCUUGAAUGAAUAUGGUUGCCUGUUUGAUUGAGACAAUGUCUGAUUUUGAUAAAUCGGUGAUUUCUGGAUUGGUUGAUUUGAAUGAUUUUGAUAAUCUGAAAGUUGAGUUUUUGUUUUAUUGGAAACUGAUUUGGUCUUAACCUGUUGGAAAUAGUUCAUGAUUGGUUUUAUUGGAACCCGGAAAGGGUGGCAAAGUCCAAGUUUUAGGAGAGAUGCUGCCAAAAUUUUUAUAAAAUUCGAGACUUUAUUUGAAACGAAAUUUUUAAAAAGAAAUGAAUUAUGCCUUGAACUGAAUUACGGAUAUAUGAAAUAGGUUUGAACUCUUUAUUAAGAAAAUUGUUAUCUUUUGAAUGUAAACUAUUUUAGAAAAGAAUUAUGUUUUAAAAUCAAUUUAAAGAUGAAAAUAAUUAUGUUUUGGAAGUUGAUUUAAUAAGCAAAUUUGAAGGAGUUUUAAUGGAUUUAAAAGGAACUUGGAUUUUGAUUAACUAAUUUCACUUUACGACGUUUAAAGAAAAGUUUGGAGUAUUUUAGGAAACUUUGAUUUAGUAAAACUGAUACAAUUCCCGAGCUUUUGAAAACAGAUUUAAGAAUGAAACUGAAAUUGAUUUUUGAUUUAGAUGACUUGGUUCUGGUCUAAGUGAGUUGGUUUUAAAUUGGUUCGGAAUAUUUGGACACAUGACUUGGUUUUGGUUUAAAUUCAAUGUUAUUUAUUUAAAUCAAGAAGUUAAGGUUUCAGAGGUUUUUAGUGAAUUUAAAAAAUGAGUUAGGUUUUUCUCCCCUGAAGUCUUGAGACUCCGCUGAGGAAUUUUAUGACCAAAUCCUGAUUUAGAAAUGAAUGAUUUUGAGUCUUUCGAAAGAUGAUUUUGAAAUUGGCAUGGUUUUGAGAUUGUUUGGAAGUGUUGGAAAGACGUGGAAAGUGGCUCCAUUUUGAAAAGUGAUUCUUGGCAAGAUGUGAAUUGAAUAUGGUUGUAAUUUAAAGGUAAAUGGGCCAAGAAUGGUUUUGAAGUAAGAUAUUGAGCCUGAUUGAUGUGUUGAAAAUGUUUCUGAAAAACUACUAGACUACUGUUUUAUAUUGAGAUUAUGAGACGCUAUGCGCCCGACAGGGGCUGUGGUUGGAUCUUGCCUGUUGAGGUAGCGGCGGCGGCGUAAGGGUGGUGGUUCGUCCCGCUUGUGCUUAGAUGUGAGGUCGGUGGCAAUAGAUUCUGCUUGCAUCCCUUCGGAUCAUCAGAGCGUACAGGCGCAAAACCCUGGAUAGUGAUUCGAGCACUAUAUCUAGGGGGUUCUCACACCAUGAAUCUGAAGGACAACAUCUCCAUGGGGAUGUGUCGGGUUGGCAGUUGAACCGACAAUGUGAUAUCACAGCCAGUAGGGCAGACAUUCAUCAUUUGCAUUUAUGUGACAUUGUUUGGGUGUGCAUAUUGUAAUUGGUUUGCCUAUGUGAAUACUUAUGUUAAUUGCUAACUGCUAUAUUUGUUGUAAUUGCUAUUGAUUGUGUUUGAACUACAUUAUUUGUGAUUGUGUUUGAUUGGUUGA
This is a messenger RNA of Arachis stenosperma, 2541 nucleotides long. RefSeq lists its product as uncharacterized. The transcript has 4 exons. The record is from RefSeq and is a predicted model, not a curated record. NCBI's taxonomy places the organism in Eukaryota, Viridiplantae, Streptophyta, Magnoliopsida, Fabales, Fabaceae. The coding region runs from base 493 to 843 and encodes 116 amino acids.